AUGUCAACUUCUAAUUUACUUCAUUGUGGUUUUUGUUUGAAAACUUAUAUACAUAAAGGCUCAUUAAAAACUCAUGAAAUAACAAAACAUAAAAAUAAUAAAUCACUUCAUAAUCAUUAUCCUCUUUAUACUCCUCUUUUUUCAGAUUGUCAACAGUUUUGUUCUACUUUUAUAAAUCUUGUACAAAAACGAUUAACUUCUCACCAUUCUACUCAAGGCUUAAAGCUUAUAGAGUUUCCCUGCUCUGAAAAUAUUUUUGCAUUUUAUUUUCGAAAAGAAGAAGGAAAGACAAUUGACAAAAUAGGUUCAAAAACCUAUGCAGUUUUUAAUCAAGUAAAUCUAGAUGACAAUACAAUUGAAGAAAAAGAG
Molecule: messenger RNA, 369 nt
Organism: Dentiscutata erythropus
Lineage: Eukaryota; Fungi; Glomeromycota; Glomeromycetes; Diversisporales; Gigasporaceae
Source: the annotation of a GenBank genome assembly